This is a messenger RNA of Fusarium odoratissimum NRRL 54006, 3651 nucleotides long. RefSeq names its product elongator complex protein 2. NCBI's taxonomy places the organism in Eukaryota, Fungi, Ascomycota, Sordariomycetes, Hypocreales, Nectriaceae. The transcript has 2 exons. Gene Ontology annotation, cellular component: elongator holoenzyme complex. The coding region runs from base 245 to 2665 and encodes 806 amino acids. Gene Ontology annotation, molecular function: protein binding. The record is from RefSeq and is a predicted model, not a curated record. Gene Ontology annotation, biological process: tRNA wobble uridine modification.
GCACACACUUUUCAGACUCAUCUUUACAACCUCUAAAAAUAACGACUUCACGUCAGAGACGACGAAAGGCGAUAGGGACAACAAUGGGCUCAAGACCCGUCUCCAUCGAAUAUCUCUCCUCGGGGGCCAACCGGCAGACCGCUGUUGCGGACUGGAGCCAAUGUGGGAUUUUGGCUUUUGGAGCCGAUAUUAACAUUGCGUUAUGGCGACCUUUGGUUAGUAUUCGAGUCACCUUGCUGCUUUAAUGUCAAUAUACCCUGCUUUACGCUUCUUUCUGGCAGACCAUCUAGGUGUUUUGGUACUAACAUAUGUGAAGUCGGAAUCUCCCAAGGGAGUCACAAAGCUGCUCAAUGGGCAUAAGAGCACUGUCAAGGCCUUGACGUUUCUCCCCGAAGGAGACCAGGAUGAAAACUCAUUUCUUGUUUCUGGCUCAGACGAUAAGACCGUGAUCAUCUGGAAAGCAUCUCGCAACAGUGAUGAAUUCAAGCCCAUCCACACCUCAACGGAGCACACUGCUGCUAUCAACUGUAUCGCUGCCUUGAGGAUCAAGGGGGCCCAGAAAUGGAUUAUCGCAACUGGAAGUGCAGAUGCCUCCAUAAAAUUAUGGAACCUCGAGAAUGAUCAGCUCACUCUACUCCAAAGCGUCAAGACGACACCCAAAUACUUCCCCAUGUGCCUAUCACUCAGCUACGCUGGAGAUGAAGACGAUGUUUUGGUGCUAGCAUCUGCUGGCACAAGAGAUAUCGUGCAGAUUUUCACAGCUGAGGUUAAGUCAGAAAAUGUUCAGUUCGACGUGCAAGCCACUUUGACAGGACAUGAGGGUUGGAUACGGAGCUUGAGCUUCGCCAAAGAGACAUGUGCCCCUGACAGUGAUCUGUUACUCGCCUCAGCGAGCCAGGAUAAAUACAUCCGUAUCUGGAGAUUCCAUCAGGGAAGAGAGCUGCCCGCUGCUGCUGCCAGUGGUUCAGACCCUUCCAGCGACGCAUACCUACCCGGAAAGUCACCCUCCAACAAGGCACAUCGUCUUCAGUCCGCCGGCAAGGACUUCUCCGUUACUUUCGAAGCACUUCUUUUGGGCCACGAGGACUGGAUAUACAGUGCACGCUGGCAACGACAGGAUGAUGACAAGCUACAGCUGCUCUCGACAUCAGCCGAUAACUCGCUCGCCAUCUGGGAAGCUGACUCUAGCUCUGGAAUCUGGGUCAGCAUGGCGAGACUUGGUGAGAUUAGCAGGGAGAAGGGUGCAACAACAGCAACUGGAAGCACAGGCGGAUUUUGGACGGGCUUGUGGUCUCCUGAUGGUAAAUCAGUAGCCUGCCUCGGCCGUACCGGUAGCUGGAGACGAUGGGAAUAUGUCCUCGCGGAAGACUUUUGGCAGCCAUGUGUAGCUAUUUCCGGGCAUACCAGAGCUGUUACAGGUAUAACGUGGGCCAAGAAUGGUGAGUAUCUUUUGUCAACAAGCUCUGACCAAACCACACGACUGCAUACACGCUGGGACAGACCAGGAAAUGAGACAUGGCAUGAAAUGUCCCGGCCUCAGAUUCACGGCUAUGAUCUCAACUGUAUUGACUCUGUGGGAGCUUCUCAAUUCGUCUCAGGGGCCGAUGAGAAACUCAUGCGUGUCUUUAGCGAACCCAAAGCUGUUGCCUCGAUGCUCAACCGUCUUGCAGGCAUCGGUGGUGGCAUGGAUGUUCAGAACAUGCCAGAUGCCGCCAAUAUGCCAGUCCUGGGACUAUCUAACAAGGCAAUUGAUGCCGUGGAAGAUGACCAAGAAAUUCAGCCCAUUGAUGACCGGGAUCGUGAGGCCAUGGAUCCAGCCUCGAUAGUCAAAAAGUCGCAUUUGGAGAUCGAUCACCCUCCUUUCGAGGAGACACUCUCAAGACAUACUUUGUGGCCGGAAACCGAGAAGCUGUAUGGACAUGGUUACGAGAUUUCUUGUCUCGCAGCUAGCCACGAUGGCACUCUCGUCGCCAGCGCAUGCAAAGCCAGCUCGACCAACCACGCCGUAAUUCGCCUAUUCGAGACAAAUCGUUGGACUGAGCUCAAGCCGCCUCUGACCGCACACUCUCUAACAGCCACCCGCCUUCGAUUCUCCUCUGACGACCAGUUCCUCCUAAGUGUAGGGCGCGAUCGCCAAUGGGCUAUCUUUGAGCGCGCCCCUGAGGAUGAAGCUGCGUACAAGCUCCUGCAGAUCAAUCCCAAGGGUCACACACGUAUGGUCCUUGACGCAGCGUGGGCGCCUGCGUCAUCUAAGGCGCCAGUAUUCGCAACUGCUGGCCGUGACAAGCAAGUCCGCGUCUGGGCCGCCAAACCUAAUGAAGAUGGAAAGCUUCAGUUCUCCCAGACAGCCUCCAUCCCGACUGCAUCCCCUGUAACAUCCGUCGAUUUUGUCCCUCAGGUUAUUGACGGUAGAUUUGUCUUGGCAGUUGGCACAGAACUUGGCCGACUCAGUCUUUGCCUAAUCAAGGAGGAUGGAACUGAUGUCACUGAGAAGCCCGCAUAUGAAGAUUACUGUUUGCCCAAGGCUGUUCACCAGCUUGCAUGGCGUCCUAUUGUACGAGAGGGGGCCGAGAGGCCAUUUGAGGUGGCAGUUGCAGGAGAGGAUAGUUCACUCAGAGUAUAUGCCUUCAGCCAGGCGUAUCUUCAGGUGUCUGCAGACCCAUAGAACCAAAAGUUAUGAUUACGACGUUACCAGAAAUUUCCUUCACAUCGAGACCAGCGGCUUGCUCAUCUUUGCACAGACCGAACAGUGGGAUGAACAGCGGGAUUAUUGGGUAAAAGUGUAUUAUCAUUACAGCCAUCUAUUGGCCAAAGUAUUGUAGAUCCAUGUCCAUUAUAUCGUAUACCAGAUGAAGCCCGAGCCAUCUCUCACGGACCUUUGGUUAAAGACCGGCUCUUACGACUCAUUUAUGCAGAGCCUCCUCCUCGUUACGAGGCCAUUUCGGUGCCAAUGUCCAGCAUGUAUGCAUUUCCAGAAUUUUUGCGUGAGCGAUCCUGUGCUGGAUUUUAUAGUUCUCUCACAACCGUCUCGACAGUCUCCUUAGUAACAUCUACGACACUUGCAGCUGUCCCGGACAGCGCGCUCGCAGACAUAUCUUUAACAGCUUCCUGCACCACCUCGGCAACGUCAAUGUGCUCUCCGUUGAUAUAGUACCAGGCGCGACCGACGAGGAAAGAGAUGUGAUGCGGGAGGUAAAGACAGGCGGCGAUGAAGGUCAAGCUGAAGAGCAGAAAAACAAUGGAGCCUAGGGCGAUGGAUUAGUCUUCUGAAGACAAUAACUUAAAACAUAUGGGAUUACAGAUAACAUACUGAAAAAGAACUUCUCCCAGGGCGUGAACAUGUACACACUGAAAGUGACCUCCAGCUGGUAUUGCUUGAGGCUCAACCACUUGCGAAAUGAUCCAAGAACGGCCAUUGUGUCGAAAUGAAGGGUCAAAAAUUUGUUGUUGAAUCGCAGAUAUCGGUAGCCGUCGUCGUAGAAUUGCCGCGUGCUGAAAUGAAUGGCUUGAAGUGGUAGAUCCAGGGGAAAGGUUGAGGCAAUGGAGAAUACAGGAUCAGGAUAAGGAUAAGGAUCAGGGAAAGGCCGGCCCUCCUUUAUCUGGGCUCCUUGUGCCUUUAUCGUACCGACGCUCCCGAAAAUUGGGUACCGG